This is a messenger RNA of Colias croceus (clouded yellow), 7910 nucleotides long. RefSeq names its product protein piccolo (gene Nuak1). Gene Ontology annotation, biological process: microtubule cytoskeleton organization; protein phosphorylation; intracellular signal transduction. The transcript has 28 exons. Bases 221 to 6775 code for a protein of 2184 amino acids. Gene Ontology annotation, cellular component: cytoplasm. Lineage: Eukaryota; Metazoa; Arthropoda; Insecta; Lepidoptera; Pieridae. Gene Ontology annotation, molecular function: tau-protein kinase activity; protein serine/threonine kinase activity; ATP binding. The record is from RefSeq and is a predicted model, not a curated record.
AAAAAAGAUGGCAGCGAUUGCCGACUGCUGUCCUUCGGAUUUAUUGCGAAAAUGGCGCAUUAUGUGAUAUUUUCACAUUAUUUAUUAAUUAUAAGUGAAAAUUUGUGCAGUGCUGCUUUGUGAUGGUGUGUUAAAGUUACAUGAAUGACAGUGAUAAUCGUGUGUAAAUAGGAGGACUACUUUCUUUGGGAUAUUGGAUUACACAUAAAAUAAAGACAAAAUGGUGGUCGGCGAAAACAAGCGUACGGCCAACAUCAUGGACGGUAUCGAGAAUACCGGCGAUGUGCGGCUGCACGAUCAUCGGUUACGACUGAAACAGAGAUUCGAUAUAGUAAGGAAAUUAGGUCAAGGUACAUACGGAAAAGUGCAAUUGGGAAUUAACAAGAAGACUGGACAAGAGGUGGCAAUUAAGACGAUAAAGAAAUGUAAAAUUGAAACAGAAGCUGACUUGGUACGCAUUCGACGAGAGGUGCAGAUUAUGUCUUCGGUCAGGCACCCGAAUAUUGUACAUAUAUACGAAGUAUUUGAAAAUAGUGAAAAGAUGAUUUUGGUAAUGGAAUAUUGUUCCGGUGGUGAAUUGUAUGAUUAUCUUAGUCAGAAAAAGGUAUUAGAAGAAGAUGAAGCAAGAAGGUUAUUUCGUCAAAUUGCAACCGCUGUAUAUUAUUGCCAUAUACAUAAAAUCUGCCAUAGAGAUUUAAAGUUAGAAAAUGUGUUACUCGAUGACACGGGCAGUGCCAAGAUAGCGGACUUCGGUCUCUCCAAUGUGUUCAAAGAGACGUCACUAUUGUCAACGUUCUGCGGCUCCCCGCUGUACGCGUCGCCGGAAAUUGUUAAAGGAACUCCUUAUAUUGGUCCUGAAGUAGACUGUUGGUCAUUAGGGGUGCUUCUGUACACGUUGGUGUAUGGUGCCAUGCCUUUCGACGGCUCAAAUUUCAAACGUCUUGUUCGACAAAUUAGCAACGGAGAUUAUUAUGAACCUAAAAAUCCGUCUACCGCGUCGCCGCUAAUUCGCGACAUGCUCACGGUGGACCCGUUGAAGCGUGCCGACAUCGUGUACAUUUGUGACCAUCCGUGGGUGAACACAGGUUGCGAGACAUCAUGCCUCGAGAUGGCUGAAGCCCUAGCGGCGCAGACGCCCGUACGACUCGACUUGCUGCUGUCUCUUGCGCCCGCCGCGCCUUCGCACUCGAAUAGUGUUGUUGUGCCGAAUGAGCAAUCAGAACUAGGCGGACCGGAUGAAAGCUGUACAGACUUAACUAGCUCCACCUCGAUGGCAGUGGAGCCUAGCAACUCGGCCGAGAAACGAAUUUUGGAACUUGUAGCAGAGGGUGGCGAGGACGCAAUCAAACCAUCGCCCACACGCACCAUCGUGUCCGCGAGCGACAACAAGAGGAAGCUCGAGCUUGCCAUGUCCGCGAGCGGCUUGCAGAGGAAGAAGGAGAGGGUUGCCAGUUGCGCGAGUAUCGCCGGCGCUCCGCCCGCGCUGCCGGAGGAGGCGAGUGUGCCUGACGACGAGCAGGAGUAUUAUAAUGAUGAGGCCCCACAGCAAUCCCUUAAAUCGUCAGCCACAAUGACAAUAACGCCUGCGCCAGCCACAGUAGAACUUAGCAAAGCGCCAACCGUUGAAAUCAAAGAUGUGCCCAAAGAUGAGGAGAAACCGAAGGUCGUGUCGCCAAAGAAACCCGCCAAAAUUGAUACGGCUCCAGAAAAACUGGAAGAAACAAAGGUGGAAGACAACAAAACAACGGUAUCGGCGGCCGCAGACAAGCUCACGUCUCUAUCGCUAGCUCAGCCGGCACAGCCAGCUACUCCGCCAGCGCCCGCACCAGUUAAACCAAAGAAAUUGUCUAUAGGAGGUCAUGUCGGUAGCUUCAAGGAACAGUUCGAAAGAAGAGCGUCUCUUACCACAUCGCCAGAAAUCAAACGAAAUGUUUCUAAACCAGUUGUGUCGAAAAUCGCGAAGCCCAAAGCUCAAAGUGAAGAUCGCGAGUUAUCAAACAAACCACUUGAUAAUGGAACAGUGCGUUUGCAACAAAUCGGCAUCGAACCACCUAAGUCGCCAGUCGAAAGCAACGAGAAACAAACGCAAAUGAACAAAGGCGGUGUUAAGAAAACUGAGAGCGAGCCUGCAAACGCGUCCACUGCGGUCGACCCGGCCGUGCUGUUGCAGGAUGCUAGAAGAAGCCUGCAAAGUUCAAUGGCGAAAUUAGUGGAGGAGCGCGCGGGAGAGGAGAGCCGCCGUCGCGCCGCUAGAGACAUCAUUUCUACUGCUAUUCGAACUGGUAAACCGCCAGUACCAUACGGGCGUUCAUCAUCAGCGGGUGUGACGUCACUCGCGUCACCACCUUCAACACCGCCCGCUUCCGCACCGCCGCGCAAUGAGGGCAAGCUGUUCAGGACAGAGGCACAUCAUCGUGUUGAGGACCAUCGCAAUAGGGGUGUGUCGGUGGAGCGCAUCAUACCAAUCAGUAUGGCGCCAGAGGACGCUACGUCCCCGCCCCCCGGCCCCGCGCCUGUCCCCACACCGCCUACGCCCGCGCCCGCUGCGCAUAAGCCCGCACCGCGCUUGCACACACCGCUAAGGCGUCUAGCAUCCACCGAAUCAACCGGAACAAGCGAGGCUAGCCCUAGCAGCGGCGAGCCGAUAAAGAAAUCAGCCCGCGAGUUCAUAAUCCCCAUCGCUGUGGAGGGCAAGGGCUACGUGACUCCGCGCCAGCGCAGCCUCGAGCCGGAGUCGGCUCCACGAUCGCCACUCGCGCAUACUGCGAGAAUAACACCACGACGCAUCAGUAGCCUAGUCAGCGGUGGUGAAUCCGAAGAAGAAGAUGACACUCAUAUGCACAGAUUGAGAUCGAGCCGUUUGGCUCGCGCGGAGUCUGUAAGCUCAGGCGAGGAGGACGAAGAAGAUGAGGGCUUCCACUUGCUCACUGCUGAGAAUCUGUUCUCCACUCUAUUGCAUAGGGUGCGUGCGCUAACUCAGCGCUUAAACGGCGAAGAGGGCACGGGCUUCCAGCACCCGCACUCGCUUUUCAACAAUUUGCAUACACCGUUCUUUAACAGCCCUCACUUACCACGGAGGCAUUUCAUGCGCGAAGGUUGGUCGUCCCGCGACAUGCAGUCCCCGUUCGACUCGAUGUUCAGCAAGUCGCGCGCGCCCGUGCCGCGAGGUAGUAAGAAGGGCAAGUCGCGCGCGAGCGCCGAGCGGGACGACAGCGCGCUCGACCUGUCGGAUCUGGACUUGAGCUCGAUACAGUUCUCGGAGCGCGAGAUGCGCGCGCUGUCGGGGCUCACGCCGGCGCUGUCGCGGCGCCUGCAGCGCGAGCUGCUCGCGCACCUGCCGCACCUGCCGCCCCGCGCCGCCCGGGAGCUGCGCCGCACGCUGUCGCUGUCCGCCCCCGCACCGCCCCCGCGCGCCGCCCGCACGCCCUCCGCCCACGACGCGCCCGACCGCGACCCGCCUUCCGACCAGCCCGCCGCAGAACCGACCACCGACACCGAACCCAAACCGGACCCGCAACCGGAAAGCGUAGAUAACGACGUGCCCGAAGUUACCGCUUCCCAUUUCUGCACGCUCCCCCGGCUGCGGCGCCGCUCGUCCGCCACGCGGGAAGUCACGUCGCCCACCUCGGAUGCGAGCGGAGAUUACGCGAAUAAAGUGGACUCGUCUCUGCGGGAGUCGAGCCGGUCGCGGUCGGGCGCGCGCGACACGCCCGACCGCCCCCUGCUGCGUAAAUAUCUGACCGACCGCACGAGCUCAUUGGAUGAAACUUACACUACGGACGGCGGCAGCAUCCUCACGGACCCGAGCUACAUUGCGGCGUACGGCUCGCCCGCUUUAGGAAACUCCUCGUCGUUAGGCUUUAGGCGUCACUCUAUGAGGCUGUCUGGCGAUCAACCUAGAAAACGAAUAUCUAGAUUCCUCAGGUCGGAUUUCUUCGAAUCUCCCCCGGAAGAGAGUCUAUACGCUAAACAUAAAAAAGAGAAAGAGUUGGAGACGCAAAAGAUACUCAAAGAGAUAAGAGAAAAGAAAAACAAAUGUGCGGAAAACGUCGCAAACGGUUCGACCGAUGUGAAAGAAUCUCAAAAUAACUCUCUCGAAAAUGAUUCGUUUCGAAAGUGUUUGUCGCCCACCGGAAUAUUGUUGGGGAAAGAUCGCAGCCGGUCGAAUACUCCUUUCUUUCCUAUUUUAGAUAACAUUAAAGAAAACAUCGGUGACUCUUCAUCACUAUCUAAUAAACGACUAACGAAAAAGGAACUCGAUGAUCCACAAACUACGGGACAAGAUGGUGAUGUCGUUAACAACAAAGAUACAAAGUUGGUGAGACCAAAGAGUUAUCCUGCGAAAAAUGUAAGCGCAUUCGAUAAUACGACCAAAAACAUUGUAGACGAAAAAAAUCAUAAAGAUAUUGACGCUAUUGACAAUAAACAAGCCCCGCGUGAAUCUAAGCUAUUGAGGCCUAAAAGCUAUCCUAAUAGCACUAUAACGCAAGAGAAAAGUUUCCUUAAAGACACCAAAAAGGACGAAUCAAAGAAUAUUGCUUCGAAAGAAAAUUCUGCAAGUCCAGAAAUGAAGAGUGAUAUCGAAGUUAGUUUUAAUAUUACAUUACCAAGAAAAUCUAAAGUUUCACUUACAUCAAAUGUUGAAUCUGGACAAAUUCAAGAAGGCUUGAAUGAUAAAGACAAAUCGAAAAAUAGAGAGAUUAUAAAAAAGAAUGGUGCAACUGAUGGUACAUCAUCGAGUCUAGUUUUAAAGAAGUAUCAAAUAGUAAAUUCUAUAGACAAGGAAAAGUCACAAAAUGUCGAACAAAAGAUAAUUAGUAAUGGAUCGGAAACCAGCAAUAAUAAUUCAACAAUAAUUAAAGAUUCUGAAAUUACUAAAAACAGUAAAAUUACAAAUAAUUCCAUUAAAAAAGAUGACUCAAAACUUAAAAACGCUGAUAGUGAACAAAGCGAGAAAAAAGUAGCCGUGAAAAAGAAAAUAAUUAAAAAAGUUUCAUCAAAAUCAAAGACUGACUUAGGAAAUAACCAAGACGUAAAUGAUACUAAAUCCACUUCCGAAAAAAAGAAGGUCGUGAAAAAACAAAAGGAUAAAACUCCCGAAGAUAGUUCCAAAACAACAACUACUACAAAAAAGAAAUCAAUGCUGCAAUCUAUAGGUCAUAAACUAGAGAAAUUUACUUCUUCAAAAUCCAACUCGCCAGAAAAGAGUCAAAACAGUUCAACAAAUAGUGAAAAUAAAAAAGAAACAUCUAAAUUAAGUAGGACUCAAAGAGAACAUUCUGUACCAGUAGAGCCUCCAACUGAAUCAAACUUAAUAAAGCGAGCCGUUACGAUAACUGAUGUUGCAGCUCUCGAGAAUCAAAAUAACGCCCAGAAUAAAACAACUGUAUCUAAAGUACUAGGACUAUUUAAAAAAUUCGAUGCAAAAGAUAAAUCUACAAAAGCAGUAGUAUCUGAAAAACCAUCAAUAGACAACUUAACGAUAAACGAAUGCGAUGUACUGCUUAAAGAUGCUGAUUUUUUAGAAAAUGAUAAUGAAAAAGCAAGAAGGCCGUCGUCCCUGUUAUUAAAUGGAUUAAAUCGAAAAAGUAAAUAUAAUAAAGCAAACAAUGACAACGUUAAUGAUACUUUAUUAGAAAUUGAUGAAAAACCGCUAAAAAAUGAAAUCGAAAACGAAUCGAGUCGAAAGAAUAUUAGAAAUUCAUUAAAAUUAGAUUUUUCAAAACUACCUAGAGUUAAAAAAAUAGUUCCUACAAAUCCUGUGAUAGAACCUCAAAUAAUGGACACCUCUUUAGACAAGGAAAGCAACAGAAAAAUAUACGAAGAAGAGAAAAAUGGAGUGAUAUCAGACGGAACGGGAAAGUUGGACUUGAGCGACACUAUCAGUAGAAGUAGAUCUAGAAGUAGAUCAGUAUAUUCUAAUUCUGAUGUUAAAUCAGACCAAAGUGCUGAAAUUAAAGACAAAAAUCCCCUGUCUCCUAGCAGUCUACGGCCUUUACGUAGCCACGAUUCCACGACCCCUGAAAAAGAGGAUAUAGUGGACAGAAUACGAAGGAAAAGUUUUUAUUCUAGAUUUAACGAAAAGAAACAAAGGAGAAAAAGUAAUUUAGUCGGUCCAGGUGCAACUGAGUAUGAUCCCGUAGCGAGACUUUACUCGCAACCUUCGGAAACGAAAUAUGAUGUUUCUCCUACCUCUCCCAGUACAUACGACUUAUCGCCUGGAUAUUCCGUCGCAUCCGACCUGUCGCCGUCGACAGAUCGCUAUAGAUCUCUCCUUGCCGACUUGCCCGUCAAUACUAGAAGUAAUUUACGAUACGAUGGAAUAAAUGAUAAAGUGGACACGUACAGAUCUCUCGAUAGAAAUGACCUUCGAAAAUAUUCAGGGGGACGCAGCUACCUCGACUACGAUCAGCCUUUGUCCUAUAGUCAGAACAGAUAUUCGAGAACGAAGUCCCUAAUGGACAGUUCAGACGGCACAGAAAAUCUUAGUCUUAGUUUACUUAGAGAACCCCAAAAAUAUAACAGAACAAAUUCCAUGUAUUCACCCGGAAACUACGCCACAUAUCGGCCUAAGCGUACCCGCAACCCUGCAAUAAUACUAAAAGAGAGCGAAAAAGAACCGAGUCCAGAAAAUAUUCUUGAAAAAAUUCGACAAAGAAAAUAUUCGAUCAGUGUCACGAGAAAGCCCGAACCAGAAAAGGACUCGCUGUCAAGAUCCACUGGCUCACCUAAAAGCGAAGGCGACGGUACAGAACGCUCUGCGAAAGGCGACUGAGAGGCGCUACUAGCGAUGUAUUUACACCGCACUUGUUACUUUUCUCUUUACAUAAGCAUUUUCACUCUAUCCAUUUGUUCGAAUCUACUGAAGUCUAGAUAUUUGAAACGAAUCUCCGUUAUGUUUUCUUGCUAAUGUCCUGUUGUUGAGCAUAGAGAUAUCUUGCCAAUCGAGUAGUCUGCUUGCAUUUGCAUAGUUUGUACUUAGACUAAUGCACAUAAAAUCUCAUUAGUGGCAAAUUAGGAGUAAAAUUUCGGUAGGUGUUAUCGUCAUCGAUCAUCUUAGCUGUGAUGUUGUCAUUUUUGCUUUUUAAUAUAUGUAUAUUACGAACGAUAUGCGUUAAAAUAAUAAUCAAAAUCAAACGCCAAAUGUACUUUUUGUAUAUUUAUUAAAAUUUUAUAUGAAUAUAUAAUGCCAAAUAUUGUUGAACCAUAAUAUGAAUUGAAAUCAGAUUAAUUGUGAAUUGAAUCUUAUGUGCCUUUAUAUAAACCGAAAGCGACUGGAUUUGUCCAUUUUAUUGAGAGACAUGAAAUGACACGAUUUACUGUGUGUUUGCACAAAUAUAUUUAUAACUCAACAUAUUUUAAUAAUUAAGUUACUAUUAAUUGACUUAUAACUAUGCGCUUCCCUGAGUCAAUCUUAAGUUAAAAUGUUGAUAAUUUAUCAGAUAGUAUUGUUUGCUAAGUCAUGUAACAGUUAUCGAAUAGAAUGGUGCUUAGUUAAAAAGUUUUCUUAGACAUAAAUUGUAUUAAUAAACAUAGUCUCUUACAACGUAAAAGUAUUACAGGUAUUUAAAGUUCUCGAAUUUUAUUAAAUCUACAUAAUAUUAUUUGUUGACAGAUCAGAAGUAUUUUGAAUGAUAAUAUAAGUUUUAACUUCAUUUGUUGCCAUUUCAUUGUUUUACUAUAUCAUAUUAAGCCCAAGUUUUAUAAGCAAUAAUGAUUUCAUCUUUUUUAUUCGUAUUAAAAUUAUUUAUUAAUUUAAUCAUUAGUAUCGAGCUAUUUAUUUGUGUGUAGUGAUUAAUAAUAUUGUUCGGUGUCAUAGUUAAUGUGAACUCAGAAUGUGAUUGAAUAAUAUUGUAAUUGCUAUCACGCGCGUUUUGUAUUGAAUGUGAAUAAAUUAUAGUUAAAAAUAA